This is a messenger RNA of Neocloeon triangulifer, 1197 nucleotides long. RefSeq names its product thioredoxin reductase-like selenoprotein T homolog CG3887 (gene SelT). Bases 152 to 790 code for a protein of 212 amino acids. Gene Ontology annotation, biological process: cell redox homeostasis. Gene Ontology annotation, cellular component: endoplasmic reticulum membrane. The transcript is spliced from 5 exons. The record is from RefSeq and is a predicted model, not a curated record. Gene Ontology annotation, molecular function: thioredoxin-disulfide reductase (NADPH) activity. Lineage: Eukaryota; Metazoa; Arthropoda; Insecta; Ephemeroptera; Baetidae.
CGUUGAUAAACAAAUUCAAACCUCGAUUUUAGCUGGAAAUUGAGAUUUUGCGAUAACUUCUGUAACCUCACAGUUCUGGUAUCGUCACUAAAACAUUCGAAAGCACGAGAACUGGAAGACGACGGGGAGUCAACACCAACAAAGUGGAAACAUGGCAGACUACUCCAGACUCUCGAUCGUCGGGAUUUUCACACUUUUCGCCGUUCUCACGGUGAAGGAUCUCUUCAUUUCGCCGACUCAGUCUUCGUCAAGCACUCCCAAAGAAAUUCCAGUCACCAGAGUCGGUGUCGACAAAUUUAUCGGACCGACUUUGAAAGUCCUCUACUGCUAUUCGUGCGGAUACAGAAAAGCUUUCGACCAAUAUGCAAAUCUGCUUCAGGAAAAGUAUCCAGAGAUCAUCGUCACUGGUGACAACUAUCAGCCGUCAGCUGUCAGAACCUUCCUAGCUCAAGCCGUGGGUUUACUGAAGAUGGCUGCAGUCAUGUGUAUUGUCCUUGGAGUCAAUCCUUUCACGAGUCUUGGAUAUCAAAACACACCAUCCUGGUGGCAGUGGUGCUUCAACAACAAGAUCUAUGCUUGCAUGAUGAUCUUUUUCAUGGGUAACGCCCUGGAGGGACAACUCGUUUCGACUGGCGCAUUUGAAAUGUUUUUCAAUGACGUUCCUGUUUGGUCGAAACUGGAAACUGGCCGAAUUCCGCAGCCACCUGAACUGUUUCAAAUCUUGGAGAACCAACUGCAAUUUCAGCCACAAGGUGCAUCUGCCUUCCACACGCCAACCUAUUCCUCGUAAUUUUAAAAGAAUGGGACUGCCUUGUUUUAGUUUUGGUUGCCAUAUAAUUCAUUUGAACAGUAUUUUGCAAAUUUCAAGUUAUCAAUUACACACCAGGGCAUUUUAAGUUUUUUCCAGCUGUCCGAUUAAUAUUUGUGCAAAAAAUUGAUGUAAUGUAAAGCUGUAGGGGCUGUGUUAGCUUGUUCACAUUUUUUUUUAUUAUUUGUGGAUCUAAGAUAGAUUACGCAGUUUUAAUGUUGAUUCGCCAGAGGAGUUUUGAUUGCAAAAUCGAAAGAAAACAAUGAAUAAUUUCCAUUUUAAUUAUAAUACAAUUCCACGAACGAUAAUAUUUGUAAUUAGAUUACAUAAUUGUAAUUCCCAGUCAGUGAAAUUGAAUUGAAAUGAAUAAAAUGUGUUCUUAAGACGGA